AUGUCCCUUCCCAACAAAGCUUUGAUUUACAAUAAGGUGCCUACAGGUCUACCAGUUGCGGGGCAAGACCUGAUCGUGAAAGAACGAUCUUUUGAUAUUGACCAGCAGCCUCCAGAUGGAGGAGCAACAGUGCGCCAGCUCUAUGUCAGCCUCGACCCCUACAUGCGGGGCCGAAUGCGUGACCCCGCCAUUAAGUCUUACAAUAUGCCAUACGAACUUGGAGAACCUAUCACGGCCUUCUGUCUGGUGCAGAUAAUCAAGUCGGAUCAUCCCGAGUAUCAGGCAGGCGAUCUGGUGUUCAGUCUCUUGGCCGUGGAGGAGUAUACCAUUGCGACAAAGAAAGACUUAGAUGGGGACCAAACGUAUAAGAUCGACAACAAGCAUAAUCUCCCGCUCUCAAAUUUCGUCGGUAUACUAGGGAUGCCCGGUAUCACAGCCUAUGCCAGUCUUUAUGAAAUCGGAGCCCCUAAAAAGGGCGAGACGAUCUUCGUUUCCUCUGCUGCAGGCGCAGUGGGACAGGUUGUCGGUCAGCUUGCCAAACACGAGGGCCUUCGAGUGAUUGGCAGCGUUGGAGAUGACGAAAAACUGAAAUUUAUUACCGAGGAUCUUGGCUUUGAUGGCGGGUUCAAUUACAAGAAGGAAAAGCCCGCCGAUGCGUUGGCAAGACUGGCACCAGACGGUAUCGAUAUUUACUAUGAGAAUGUCGGAGGUGAGCAGUUGGAGGCUGCCCUGGAUGCAAUGAAUUUCUUUGGAAGAAUUGUCGCCUGCGGCAUGGUAUCUCAGUACAAUCUGGCGCCGGACGCGAGAUACGGAAUCAAGAAUCUUGGCCAGGUUGUCUCAAAGCGCAUCAAAAUGCAGGGAUUUAUCCAAGGAGACCCCAAUAUGCGACCCAAAUAUUACAAAGAGCGAGACGAGAAGGUGUCGGCGUGGCUGGCGGACGGAAGCAUUAAGACAAGAGAGGAUGUUAGUAUCGGGAUCGAGCAUGGCCCUGAAGCAUUUAUUGCAAUGUUGAGUGGAAAAAACAAAGGCAAAGCAGUUCUUAAAAUCGCGGACCCUGAGUGA
This is a messenger RNA of Penicillium manginii, 1062 nucleotides long. Its product is annotated as MDR family NADP-dependent oxidoreductase. The record is from RefSeq and is a predicted model, not a curated record. NCBI's taxonomy places the organism in Eukaryota, Fungi, Ascomycota, Eurotiomycetes, Eurotiales, Aspergillaceae. Bases 1 to 1062 code for a protein of 353 amino acids. The transcript is spliced from 3 exons. Gene Ontology annotation, molecular function: oxidoreductase activity, acting on the CH-CH group of donors, NAD or NADP as acceptor.